Molecule: messenger RNA, 558 nt
Organism: Lactuca virosa
Lineage: Eukaryota; Viridiplantae; Streptophyta; Magnoliopsida; Asterales; Asteraceae
Source: the annotation of a GenBank genome assembly
AUGGAUUCUGUAAAGAUGAGAAACUAUGCUUUUAAGAUUUUCCACGAAAUGAAAAGGGUAAAUGUGGAUCCUAAUACUGUAACUUACAACACAUUAAUAACUGCAUGUUCUCAAUCAGGACUUUGUAACGAAGGAAAAACCAAAAAAGCUGCUUAUUUGGUUAAAGAACUUGAUAAAAAGAAAUUAGUACCAAAUUCUUCGACUUUUUCUGCCUUAAUUAAAGCCCAAUGUGUUCGAAAGAACCCAGAUCGUGGUUUUCAACUUUAUAAAAGCAUGGUGAAGAGUAAUUGCCGUCCAAAUGAAGAUACCGUGAAGAUGUUGAUUUUAUCAUACUUGCAAACCGAUGAUUAUGAUGGUGUGUUUAGUGUUUUUAGAGAGAUGUUAGAGAGACAAAUUGGGCCUGAUACGAUUGUUUUAAGUGGAUUGUGUAAAGGGUUUUCAAAAGUUUGGAAAGAUAGAUUGGUUAUGGAUCUGUUAAGAGAGAUUGAUGAUGAUGUUUUUAGUCAUGAACGUUAUGAGAAGGUUAAAAACGUUAUUUGUGACUCUAACAAUGAAUGA